GCCACAUCCACAUGACAGGUUUGAUAAGAUAAUGUAAAUAAAAUUAUACAAAAAAUAACUCAAUAUAUUUAUAAAUGUAGCGGUUAAAUACAUGACAAAAGUUACAAGUUUUAUUUCUUAAGCAUGUAACUGCUCGAUGUUUAAAUCUAAAAAAAAUAUUACUAGAAAUAUAAUUCCACGCGGACCAGGCAGCAGACGGGACUUGAACAUACCUAACACCAUAUUUUAAUACCUAAUAGGCUCUAUAAAGGAGAACAUAGUAAGUAUUUUAAAAUUUCUCGUCAUAACAAACGAAUUAAGUGAUAUGCAAACUAAACAAUUACCUCGGCAUAUUAUUACGCGGUAUUACAAAAAUAAUAUUUGUGAUUACUAACACAAAACGAACUUGGUUCAUCGCAAUGCCACUUUUUCAUAAUGCUUACGCUGCAAAAGGCACCGUCUUGCGUUUACGUCUCCCGCCCGCACCAACGUGCUGAACAGACACUUCUAAUUAUAUAAAAACUCAAUUCUCGCUGUUAGUUCGUACACUUCAGAGCUGGCACCAUGAAGGCUAUCUGCCUGUUAAUCUGCCUCGCGCUGGCCCGGGAUAUCUCCGGUAGCAUCUUCCAGUACCGCCGACCAGCGAAGAAUCCAGAAGUCAGGCGCUACUUCGACGAGUCCAGAGAAAGCGUCAAUGAGAAACAGUACCGAUCACGCAAGGAACAAUUAAACCAGCAGUGGUCUGAUGAAGAACAAAGAGUCUACCAGCAACCCCAGUACCAACAGCGCGAAGACUAUCCCCAGUCCCAGUAUAAGCAGCGCAAGGAAUACCAACAGCCCCAGUAUAAGCAGCGCAAGGAAUACCAACAGCCCCAGUAUAUAUACAGAGAAUAUUCAGAACCCCAGUUCCAGAAUAUAGAAUAUUCAAGAUUCCAAGACAAGGCCAAGAAUUCAAAACAUUCUCUGAAUCAGGCUAAUCUACCAUAUCCGAAACCCUCCAGAGGCUACCAACAGCAUGAGCUUGUUUUCAAAGACAAAGGUUUCAAUCAUGAGCAGAAGACGGUUCCAACGGUGACUCGUUAUGCUGACUCCGUCUCUGAGUCGAAGGAAAGCGUCUCCAACGAGAACAUCGUUAACUUGAUGCAAUUCCCUGGUGCCGAUCAGUUCGCACAGCCCAGAUUUGCCGACAUGGGCAUGGCUUCCCCCGUCUACAGGAGUAUGAACCAAGACGUUAUGUUCGGCGACGCCGUAGUCUGGAGGGGCAUCCAAUUAGCUGCAGACCCGAAAAAUCUUGUCUCCGAAAAAGACAUCAAGAACAUCUACAUUGAAGCACAGAAAACUUUGAAGCACAUCGAUCCCGAAACAAAAAACAAGCUCCACAAGACUCUCGAUACAGCAAUUCAGGCUAAUAUAGAAGAUACCCAUCUGAAUGCUACAGAGCUAUUAAAGAAGCACCAAUACCCUGUUGAGGAACACACCAUCAAGACUGAAGACGGCUACUUGCUCACUCUAUUCCGCAUUCCGCCGAAACAGGCUGCCGGUGAAGUCAAACAGAGACCAGUCGUAUUCCUGAUGCACGGCUUGCUCGGCAGCGCUGAUGACUGGCUCCUGAUGGGUCCCCAAAAAUCCCUGGCUUACAUUCUUUGGGACGCCGGCUUCGACGUUUGGCUCGGCAACGGCCGCGGCAACAGAUACUCGAAACAUGUCAGCCAUCACCGCGAGCAAGACGAGUUUUGGCAAUACAGCAACGAUGAAAUCGCACUGUUCGACUUGCCCGCAAUGAUCGACUAUGUCCUCCAGACGUCUAAGCAAGAGAAGAUGGUCUUCAUUGCCCACUCGCUCGGCACCACGGCUUUCUUCUCGCUCGCAGCCACCAAGCCAUCUUACAAUGAAAAGAUCGUGAUGAUGUACGCUCUCGCGCCAAUGGCAUACAUGGGCAAUGUUCGCAGCCCGAUGAUUCGCAUGAUCGCUCCCACCAGCCCGCUGUAUGAACGUCUCCAUAAGCAACUUGGCCACGGCGAGUUCAAGCCCAACAAGGAUUUGAUUCACACACUUGGAGGUGAAUCGUGCAUGAAUGAGAUCGAUUGCAAGCACCUCUGCUCCAACGUGUAUGCGGUGAUGACCAGCGUGAACGUAGACCACUUAAACACCAGCGUCAUACCGAUGAUCCUGAGUCACUUACCUGCCGGUGCGUCGACCAAGCAGAUGAUGCAUUACGGUCAAGCUGUGGCUUCCCACGAGUUCAGGAUGUACGACUACGGAGCUGAGGUCAACCAGAAAGUGUACAAUGACAUAGUGCCUCCGAAAUACGACAUGACUGCGGUCACUGCUCCGGUUGCCCUGUACUACAGCGAGUCCGACUGGCUGGCCCACCCCAAGGACGUGAAGAGGUUGGAGAAGGAGCUGCCCAAUGUUGUUGACGAAUACAAGAUUCCCCAGGAUUACUUCACACACAUGGACUUCCAGUUCUCAAACAAGGCUCUCGAAGUCUACGAAAAAUUGAUCGCCUCUAUCUUGCAAAACUACUCUUAUUAGGAUAACAAAAAUUACUUACUUAAAUAUUAUGUGUACAAAUAAUAAAUUAUACUGACCUAUGUAUAUUUAAGUGUAUCGCUAAUUAAUUUAUCAUAAGAUGUAUUAUUUUUAUUUUUUCAUUGAAUCAUAAAGCAAAUAAAACCGUCC
This is a messenger RNA of Chilo suppressalis (striped riceborer), 2661 nucleotides long. NCBI's taxonomy places the organism in Eukaryota, Metazoa, Arthropoda, Insecta, Lepidoptera, Crambidae. The record is from the annotation of a GenBank genome assembly.